Diospyros lotus (date-plum) is the source of this 2521-nucleotide messenger RNA. RefSeq lists its product as uncharacterized. The record is from RefSeq and is a predicted model, not a curated record. The transcript is spliced from 2 exons. Lineage: Eukaryota; Viridiplantae; Streptophyta; Magnoliopsida; Ericales; Ebenaceae. Gene Ontology annotation, molecular function: DNA-binding transcription factor activity. The coding region runs from base 380 to 2005 and encodes 541 amino acids.
UUAAGAGAGAGAGAGAGAGAGAGAGAGAGAAAAGGGGAUUCUGAAAAACCGGAAUAAGAGGCAAAGGGACGAAGAACGUGACAGUCAAUUUCCACACAGCAGUUAAGAAUGACUCUUCCUUACCCUUGAGCUUCCAUCCUCUUGCUCUUCUUCUUCUUCUUCUUCUUCUUCAUCAUCAUCUUCUUCAUCAUCAGCAGCAGCUCUUCGAUUCUUGCCCUUAUCCCCCAUCUCUGUGUUCUGGUGUCUGGUGUCUGGUUUUUCGUUUGGGUCUCAUCUUAACAAACCCAAUUGAAUACGCAUUCAUAUCUUUGGUAACUGAGUCCACUCACAGUGUGGGUAAUUGACGAGGAGCUCAAUUUUCUAGCUGGGUUCUUCUGCAAUGGAUCUUGACGGUGAAGAAGAAAACCAGCAUCUUCUGACGGAGGAAGAUGAUGAUCGGAAACAAGAGGCUAUUUCUGGCGGUGAAGAAAAGCUGUGGAUUUCGAUCCAAGGUGAGGAUAAGGAAGAUCCAAUUGGGACUCACCGGAGGAGCGAUCAGGCGGUGGCGGCUAACCGGGUAUGCAACGUGUGCAACAAAGCGUUCAGCUCUGGGAAAGCUCUUGGGGGUCACAUGAGAGUUCAUGUUCAGGCCAACAAGGACAUGUCUCUCAAGAAGCUCAAACCCUUAAAGAUCAAAAGGCAGCUGAAUCAUGGCGAAGAGCUUCUUCAUCAUCCCAAUGCUGCUGCUGCUUCCGGCGACGAUCAAACCAAGCCCACUUGUUCCAUCUGCCAGAAGAAUUUCCCGUCGAUGAAGUCGCUGUUCGGGCACAUGAGGUGCCAUCCGGAGAGGGACUGGAGGGGGAUUCAGCCGCCUCCCGCCGCCAAGAACAGCUCUUCCUCUUCGAUAUCGGACUGCGAGCCUCCCAAAUUCAACGAUCCUGUCGGGAGCUUCAAGUGGGUUGAUUUAACUAAGUCUUUGCCGGGCUGGACAGUGACGGAGAAGAGAGGCCGGAAGUCCUUCGUAGCGGCGGAGGACGACGAUGAAAAGCUCCUCGACGCCGUGAACGAUCUGAUGAUGCUGGCACAUGGGGAUUCUCUCGACUCCAGCCUCACUCACCAUAAGCAUGUAGCUCAUGAGCCUAGCAACAGCAAUUCCCUCACCAACAAUGAAGUCGCCGAGCUAACAAUUGAUGAAAUUGCUAAUAAGAUUAAGAUUGAAAUGGGCAAGGGCCACGGGAAAGCUAUCUUAGAAGCUGAGUCUGUUCGAGAGAAAUCCUAUGGAUGGGAUUGGGCCAAAGAAAGUGAUUGCGAGAAGUUCACAGAUGCUGAUGUAGUUGAGGAAGAUGACGAUGAUGAAUCGGAUGGAAAGAUCUCCAAUGGGAGCAUGCCCAGUGAAUUACAGGAGGAGGAGGAGGAGCUGAUCAUGGAUAAUAAUAAUUACAAAUACGAUCGUCAGGGAAGCUUGGUGAUGAUGAGGAAGAAGAGGAAGAGGAAGAUGAAGAAGGUGAAGCUGAUGGAUUUGGAAUCUGUAAGAGAUGAUCAUAACAAGAAGUCGCAACCGGUGGACAGAUACAAAUGCAGCACUUGUAACAAGUGCUUCCCGACUCACCAAGCUUUGGGCGGCCACAGGUCCAGCCACAACAAGAUCAACAAGACCUUAACAAACUCCACUGCUCCUGCUGACCAAGAUGAUGAUGAUUACCAACCCAGUGUCGACUGCUAUAAUGAAGAAGAAAACAAGGAGAACGAAGGUGCCGGCUGCAGCAGCAGCAGCUCAAAGCAGGUAGCUGCUGAUCACCUGUGCAAGAUUUGUAACAAGUCAUUCCCCACAGGGCAGGCCCUUGGGGGCCAUAAAAGGUGUCACUGGACUGGUGCCGCCGAUCACCAAGCUCCUAAUUCUACCCAAUUAGCUGCUGCUAGUGCCUCCCCCGGCCGGAGAGCCCUGCCCUUCGAUCUCAACGAGCUCCCGGCCAUGGACUACGAAGACGGCGUCGAGUCUCAUGAUCACCACCCAGGUGGGUUAUGAAUAUGCACCAUCUGAGCAAACCAAUAACUCUUCAAUUUCUUGCUUCACAAUUAGCUAUGCAGCAGCAGCAGCUUCUGAAAGAAAGAGGCCAUGAUGAGGACCUCAAAUUUUGGCAGUUCGAAGUAUUGAGUAGUCCUCGCAGACAGUAGCUCAUAAGUGGGAACAGUACAGUUGGGUGUCGGGAGGAACCAUCUUAGGUCUUUCUUCCUUUCUAUCAAUGGUGGGGUCUAAUUGUCUUUUUGCGCUCAUUUUUUCUUUUUUUUUUUGGAAACUAAUUAAGCAUGAGGAUCCGUAGCUAAGCUUGCCGAGGAGCAAAAAGAUGUAAUAGAAGUGUUUGUUCCUUUCGCAAGGUUUUGAAGAUGUAAAGAAGCUGCAUAUAGAUUGCCCUCCUUUCCCAGUAAACUGUACAUGGCCUUUUGCUGUUCCAUCCAUAUGCUUCAGUAUGGUUUUAAUUUUAUUUUCCCUCUUAGCAUUGCAGGCGUGGCAGCAGAUUGAAUAUAUGUUAAUGUUGAUAAA